AUGGCAAUCAAAAUAAAGGUUAAGGAUAUUAAAGUUCAUAACUCGUCCAACUAUGUCAAAAGAAGAAAUGGUUUACAAAAGAAAUUACACGAACUCUCAGUGCUGUGUGGAAUUGAUGCUUGCAUCAUAUGUUUCUCAGACGCCUCAUCUUCCUGUGUUUUGGAUAUUUCGCCUCAUGACACAAAUUACUGUCUCUCGCUCUGUGAAAGAUAUCUCGGUCUCGACAAAUCCGAGAGAGAAAAGAAACGCCAGGAUUGUUCUCACUUCUUGUGGGAGAAAAUACAUAGUUUAAAGCAACAGAUUGAAAAAAAGAGGGAGGAAAACAUGGAGGCUAAAUUGGAAGCGAUGGUUUAUGGAUUCUCUGGCCAUCACAGAAAUGACGAAUUAUCUAUCGAUGACAUUCAGAAGCAGCUCUCUGGUCAUAUCGAUGUCUAA
Messenger RNA from Amborella trichopoda, 435 nucleotides. Its product is annotated as agamous-like MADS-box protein AGL36. The record is from RefSeq and is a predicted model, not a curated record. Lineage: Eukaryota; Viridiplantae; Streptophyta; Magnoliopsida; Amborellales; Amborellaceae. Gene Ontology annotation, molecular function: DNA binding; protein dimerization activity.